CAAAUUUGUGCCUUUUCUUUUCUUUUCUUUUUGUUAGUUUGAGCAACAAAUAAAAAAUAAAGAAAUUUCGAAAUUUGAGCUUCGUUAAUCUGUACUUCGCUUCAGUGACAGGAAGUUGCGAGAAGCCUUUUCACCUCACCUCAUAAAUCUCCAUAUCUUUUCUCAAUUCCUACGCAAAGCUUCUUCUUACUUCUCCAACAUUUCAAGGCAAGCUCCUUUUCCUUUUCUCAAUCUGAAAAUCCAAACCCACUUCACUCUCACGAACUCCCCAACAUCAACGAUAAGCAGCUUUCCGAGCUCCGCCAAUGGCGUCCGCGACCUCCUUUGCUUCUGGGGUCGGUCUUCCUCUUCCCCAAUCGGUUUCUUCCAAAUGGUGCAAUAAAGCUGCUAUCUUUGCUCGCUCACACAUCUCCCUCAGCUUCCAUGCCAGAACCGAAUCCUUCAGGGCUUUAACUUGGCGGCAAUUGAGCCAAAACGGUGCGUUCCGAACUGGGUUGCGGAGAAAUAGUCGGAGUUCGAGGCCUUUUGUUGUGCGCUGCGAUGCUUCAACUGGAAGGAUUACACAACAGGACUUUACAGAAAUGGCAUGGCAAUCGAUUGUUUCGUCUCCAGAAGUGGCAAAAGAGAACAAACAUCAGAUAGUGGAGACUGAGCAUUUGAUGAAAGCACUCUUGGAGCAAAAGAAUGGCCUUGCUCGUCGCAUUUUCUCCAAAGCUGGGAUCGACAAUACCCGUCUUCUUGAGGCAACUGAUAAGUAUAUUCAACGCCAACCAAAGGUUCUUGGUGAAUCUGCGGGUUCAAUGUUAGGACGUGACUUGGAAGCCUUGAUUCAACGAGCCAGGGAUUACAAGAAAGAGUAUGGGGACUCAUUCGUCUCUGUGGAGCAUUUGGUUCUUGGUUUCACUCAAGAUCAACGAUUUGGGAAGCAAUUAUUUAGAGAUUUUCAAAUAUCCAAGGAAACUUUGAAAUCUGCUAUAGAAUCCAUACGGGGACGCCAAUCAGUUAUUGACCAAGAUCCUGAAGGAAAAUAUGAAGCACUUGAAAAGUAUGGAAAGGAUUUGACAGCUAUGGCAAAGGCAGGAAAGCUUGACCCAGUAAUAGGAAGAGAUGAUGAAAUACGCAGGUGCAUCCAGAUUCUCUCCAGAAGAACAAAGAACAACCCGGUGCUGAUUGGCGAACCAGGUGUUGGAAAAACUGCAAUUUCCGAAGGGCUUGCUCAAAGAAUUGUGCAAGGGGAUGUCCCACAAGCUUUGAUGAACCGUAAGCUAAUAUCCCUUGACAUGGGUUCACUAAUUGCUGGGGCAAAAUAUCGUGGAGAAUUUGAGGAUAGGCUGAAGGCAGUACUUAAGGAAGUAACAGAAUCAGAGGGCCAGAUAAUCCUUUUUAUUGAUGAGAUCCACACAGUUGUUGGGGCAGGUGCAACAAAUGGUGCAAUGGAUGCUGGCAAUCUCUUAAAACCCAUGCUUGGUAGGGGAGAGUUGCGGUGUAUAGGUGCAACAACACUGGAUGAGUAUCGUAAAUACAUUGAGAAAGAUCCAGCAUUGGAGCGUCGUUUCCAGCAAGUUUAUGUUGAUCAGCCUACUGUGGAAGAUACCAUUUCAAUACUCCGGGGACUGCGUGAAAGAUAUGAGUUGCAUCAUGGAGUCCGCAUUUCUGAUGGUGCACUCGUGGAAGCUGCGAUUCUCUCAGACCGUUACAUCAGUGGGCGAUUUUUACCUGACAAAGCUAUUGACUUAGUUGAUGAAGCUGCUGCUAAAUUGAAAAUGGAAAUUACGUCAAAGCCCACAGCCCUAGAUGAGAUCAACCGUUCAGUGUUGAAACUUGAAAUGGAGAGACUAUCUCUUACAAAUGAUACAGACAAAGCUUCUAAAGAGAGACUGAACCGCCUUGAGGCUGAGUUGUCUCUCUUAAAAGAGAAACAAGCUGAGCUGGCUGAGCAGUGGGAGCAUGAAAAAUCGGUCAUGACUCGCAUUCAGUCAAUCAAGGAAGAGAUUGACAGGGUAAAUCUUGAGAUCCAGCAGGCUGAACGAGAGUAUGAUCUCAACCGGGCUGCUGAGUUGAAGUAUGGGAGUCUGAAUUCUUUGCAGCGCCAACUUGUUGGUGCAGAAAAAGAGCUAGAUGAGUAUAUGAAGUCUGGGAAGUCCAUGCUGAGAGAGGAAGUUACUGGAAAUGAUAUUGCUGAAAUAGUCAGCAAGUGGACUGGUAUUCCUGUUUCCAAGUUGCAACAAUCGGAGAUAGAAAAGCUCUUGCACUUGGAGGAUGAGCUGCAUAAACGUGUUGUGGGUCAGGAUCCUGCAGUAAAAUCAGUAGCUGAAGCUAUUCAGCGGUCUCGAGCAGGUCUCUCAGAUCCUCAUCGCCCAAUUGCUAGUUUCAUGUUCAUGGGUCCCACUGGUGUUGGGAAGACAGAACUAGCUAAGGCCCUUGCCUCCUACAUGUUCAACACUGAAGAAGCACUUGUAAGAAUUGAUAUGAGUGAGUACAUGGAAAAGCAUGCUGUUUCCAGAUUGAUAGGAGCUCCACCUGGUUAUGUGGGGUAUGAGGAGGGAGGACAGCUGACAGAAACUGUUCGCCGGAGGCCGUAUUCAGUUAUUUUGUUUGAUGAGAUAGAGAAAGCACAUUCUGAUGUGUUCAAUGUGUUCCUUCAAAUUUUAGAUGAUGGGCGAGUAACUGACUCACAGGGUCGCACUGUGAGUUUCACCAACACUGUCAUCAUCAUGACCUCAAAUGUGGGUUCACAGUACAUACUAAACACUGAUGAUGACACCAUGCCAAAGGACUUGGCUUAUGACACUAUAAAGAAGCGGGUAAUGGAAGCUGCAAGAUCAAUAUUUCGACCUGAGUUCAUGAACCGAGUUGAUGAGUACAUAGUUUUCCAGCCCUUGGACCGUGAUCAGAUAAGCCGUAUUGUCAAGUUACAGUUGAACCGAGUACAAAAGAGAAUCGCAGACCGCAAGAUGAAAGUCAAGGUGAGUGAUGCAGCUAUCCAGCUUCUUGCAAGUCUCGGGUAUGAUCCAAACUACGGUGCUAGGCCAGUCAAGCGGGUGAUACAGCAGUACAUCGAAAAUGAGCUUGCCAAGGGCAUCUUGAGAGGAGAUUUUGGGGAAGAAGACACUGUAUUUAUAGACACAGAGGUUACCGCAUUUUCGAAUGGCCAACUACCCCAGCAAAAGCUUUUGUUCAAGAGGCUUGAAACUGAUGAUUCAGAAUCUCCAGCUGCAGAGAACCAAGAGGCUUUCUCAGAGACUCUAUAGAUGCUAACAAAGUUGGGGCGAGGUCCUCUGGACAUAGUCAGGAGAUUUCUUUCUUGUAUAUGGGAUAAUGUUAUGUUACGGAAACUUAUAAGCUUCAAAAUAUGCUUUAAUCAUUUGUUCAUAUAAAUAUUUCAUGUUUCCAAAAUCCCAUCGUUGCAGAUUUUGUUA
Messenger RNA from Prunus dulcis (almond), 3419 nucleotides. RefSeq names its product chaperone protein ClpB3, chloroplastic. NCBI's taxonomy places the organism in Eukaryota, Viridiplantae, Streptophyta, Magnoliopsida, Rosales, Rosaceae. The record is from RefSeq and is a predicted model, not a curated record. Gene Ontology annotation, molecular function: ATP hydrolysis activity; ATP binding. Gene Ontology annotation, biological process: cellular response to heat; protein refolding. The coding region runs from base 306 to 3251 and encodes 981 amino acids. Gene Ontology annotation, cellular component: cytoplasm. The transcript is spliced from 10 exons.